CUGAAAAGUGAAACGUGACGAGCCCCAUCUUCGCCUCUCUCUUUCUCUGCAUUGUCCUCCGUAUAUUGCAAUUUUUCCCCUUCACAUUUCUAUACAUAAAUAUAGAUACAUGUUGUUAUACAAAAUGAAGAGUUCACGUAAUUCCCUUGAUGUUUUUGAAUUCAAAGAAGAAGAUGAACUCACAAAAAUGGCUGCCAAUAGUAAUUCGAGCAAGUAUAGUUUUCUCCAUCGUGACCCAGAGGAUUGUGCCAACAAAAAAAUGCCUGGAGUAAGCGACGUUCAGCAUGUUAAUUCAAGAAGCCGAGAACAAUGUGCUGCAGUUAGAUAUAAUAAGCUUGACUGUGGGAUGGACUACUCCAAUUGUGCCUUUCCAGAAUCUGUACUCAAAGAAGAGUCAGCUGGCAUGACUUCAGUCCCUAAUCAAAGCACUAGUGAGAGAUCUCCUUCAUCUGCUAUUCCACAAGACGAUGCUUCUAAUGAUGGAUCAUCAUCUGAAAACUGCUUCAGUGGAUGGGAUAUGCUUAAUGCAGAUUGGUUCCCACCUAGUGAAGCUUCCCUCAAACGAGCUCAUAUGGAGAGAUUAAUUUAUGAUCUGCUUGAAAAUCAUCUUGAAGGGGGUUCUCCAUCUUGUGCAAGUUACAAGAAUUGUUCCUCUGACAUCCCGAGACCACUAGGAGGGAUUUGAGAUGAUGUCACCGUUGACUUCGUCUUCGAGGAAUACGCAAUCUGCCAGCUACUCCAGAUUGGUUUUAAAGGAGUUUUUGGAGUCAAGAUCUGCUUCAGAAUCGUUUGUCAAUGCCAAGCAUCUUGCUCCUGAGCAAGGAGAUUUUUUUGGAAAGUUUAAGAGGCCUAUUUCGCCAAUAGAGUGGUGUUUGAGUUCUGGUAGUAGCAUCAUGUUCAAUUGGUGGCAUUUGCUGUUGGGGUUCACAGUUCAGGUGUCUUUAAGGUAAGGUUCUUGCCCGGACCUCCAAUGUGGUCGUCUUACUCUUCUAGUGCGGUGAGCGUGGAGCAAUUUCAGUUUGGUCGGAGAAAUUCCAGUUUCUCCUGUGUUCUUCGACUCACCUACCAGUCGUAAUUGGUUUGUAUGUGGGCUGUAUUAUGUAUUUUAGACUAUUGACUUGUGCUAAGUUAAUUCUUAUUGGGCUUAUCAUUUGAGCUAUUUCUUGUUGGGCCUAGUUAAUUCUUAUUUGGCUUAUUGUUAUUAUUAGUAAUUGAAUUUGAAUCUCUGUUAGACUUUGGUUUUGAGGAUACUAUUUUUUACUUGGGCUUGAGUUUACGCGGUUUCAUUAUUUUUGGACUGAUUUGUACACGAUUUCAUCAUGACAACUAAGAAACCUGAUAUUGUCUGCACCGCUUUAGUGGAAAAAACUAUUCUUCAUGAGUUUUUCACUUUUAGUUGUUGGUUGAAGGCAAAGGGGAUCUGCAGAGACAUAUUGAUGGAAGCAUUCCUCCUGAUCAAGAGAGGGACAAAGAAAAGUACCUUGCUUGGAAAACUAAGGAUUCGUAGACUUUAGCCUUGAUCAUUAGAUUAGCUAAUGCUCAAAUUGUUCUAAAUCUCAAGCUUUACAAGUCUACUUGUGCUAUAUGGGAGUUUCUUAAAGAAAAUAUACACUCAAAGCAACAAUGCUCGAUGACUUCAGUUGGAAUUUGAAUUGGCAAACUUUUCUUAGGACUUUCACUCCGUUAAAGAAUUUAAUUUUGGUUUCUGUACUUUGGUUUCAUUCGACGAUUUGGAGGUUGUACAAGCUGUGCAAUUUCUCAUGAAAUUAUGACAUGAAUUUGAAUCUAUCCGAUCCAGUCUUAUGAAUCGCAUAUAUCUUCCAAUGUUUGAUAGUUGUUUGGGUGAGUUACUAAGAGAGAAAUAGCAAUUUAUCACUCAUGCCUCUCUAAAGCAACAACAGAAUCAAGGGAAAUCUAGAUCUCAAGAUAUGUCUAGUGUGCAGUGUUACAGAUGUAAGGUUUUAGACACAUGGCUCUUUCCUAAAAAGGUAUGCAAUUAGUGCAAGAAGACUAGACAUGUAAUUAAGGAGUACCCUAUAUGCCCUCCAUACAAGACUAGAGUGGGUCAUAUUGUUGCUGCUACUUUAGCCUCCAGUUCUGCUUUGUCGGUUGCUACUACUCAGUUCUACUUUGUCCUAUCCAAAACUAUAUCACUCUUGAGAAAUGGUUAUUUCUGCUUUGUGUGCCUUAGGUGUCUCGUGUAAUUCCUCAGCUUCUUCUUCUUAGUUAUUAGACUCAGGUGCCUCUAAUAAUAUGAAUUGUGAUCCUCUGUUACUUAGUAAUCUUAGACCAUAUACUGGACAUCUCAAUAUACAAACUGCCGAUGGGUAAUACUCUUCUUAUCUCAGGAUUGAUUUAUCCACUGAUCUUGUAUCUAUUGGUCAACUUGUUGAUAAAUUGUGCCCUUUUCCUCUUUUGGUUGUCAUGUGCAGGAUCAAAUGUCCGGAGAACGAUCAUAAGGGUGCCUCUAGUCAUAUGACUUAUGAUCCUUUGUUACUUAGUAAUCUUAGACCAUAUACUGGACAUCUAAAUAUACAAACUGUCGAUGGGUAACACUCUUCCUAUCUCAGCAUUGAGUGAUCUAUCACCAGAUUUAUCGAAUGUUUUAGUGUCAUCUAGUUUAUCCACUAAUCUUGUAUCUAUUGGUCAACUUGUUGAUAACAACUGCACUGUGCCCUUUUCCUCUUUUGGUUGUCAUGUGCAUGAUCAAAUGUCCGGGAGAACGAUCAUAAGGGGCCUAGGGAGGGACAUCUCAUUCCUAUUUCGCCAAAGCUUAUUUCAUAUUUUCCUAUUGUUUGUAAUUUUGCUACUUUUGAUAUUUUUAUUGGCAUAAGAAAUUGGGACAUUCCAAUCCUAAUAUAUUACAACAUUUGUUAAACUCUAGUUUGCUUGGUAACAAGAAUUCUGCUUCGGUUCCAUCUCUCUCUUGAUUGUGCUUUAUGUAAACUUGCUAAGAAUAAGGUUUUGCCAUUCCCUUCUCAUUGUUUCCAUGCUUCACAUAUUUUUUAUAUUGUUCAUAGUGAUGUCUGGGGUAUUGCACCUAUAGUAUCUCAUGCUCAUUAUAAGUAUUUUGUUACUUUUAUUGAUGAUUAUAGUCGUUGUACAUAUGUUUAUUUUCUCAAUGCAAAGAGUGGAGUUUCUCUACCUUUUAGGCUUUUAUUACUCACAUUAAAAACCAAUUUUCAUCCUCAAUAUAUUAUGAUCUGAUUUGAGAGGCGAAUGUAUGCCUAAUGUGUUUGAAUCCUUCUUACAAACCAAAUGCAUUAUUUCUCAACAAUCUUGUCCUUUUAGUCAAUAGAACGGGGUGGAAGAAUGCAAAAAUCGCCACCUUCUAGACAUGGUUAGAGCAUUGCUAAUUGUCUUUUGUUCCCUUUAAUUUUUUGUAUGAAGCAUUAUCAACCGCUGUUCAUAUCAUAAAUCAAUUGCCUUCUCUCACUCUCGAUAAUGUUUCUCCAUUUUAUAAGCUCUUUGGUCAUUAUCCCUCAUAUUCCCAUCUAAAUCCCUUUGGCUAUGUUUGUUUUUUCAUUUACUACAACAUAAAAGGACAAAACUUAUAUCCCAAUCUGUCAAGUGUGCAUUUCCACAAUAUGGUACGACUUAGAAAGGCUAUGUUUGUUAUGAUCCUUAGACACAUCGUAUCAGGAUUACUCGUAAUGUCAUUUUCUUUAAAAACAAUCUUUCUUCACUUCUGAAAUUGUUGUUUCCCUUGUGUUCUCUUUCUUAAUUGAUUUCUCUACAGAAUUCGCUCAGUCCAAGUUGGGUCUAGUUUACACUCGUUGGCAUACUGCACAAACCCAACACUCGCGGGGCCACUCCCCGAACAGGGGUGGGAUUACUUGCUUUAUCAGGUAUUUGGGUCGAGGACGGGGCGGUUACGGGUAACAAGGGCCCCAGUCCACCCCUUUUAAUUUUUUUUGAAUAAUUCAAUAUUUUAAAUGGAAAAACUCCACGAAAUUUUAUUAGUUCUAA
Molecule: messenger RNA, 3969 nt
Organism: Olea europaea var. sylvestris
Lineage: Eukaryota; Viridiplantae; Streptophyta; Magnoliopsida; Lamiales; Oleaceae
Exons: 7
Coding region: 110-685 (191 amino acids)
Source: RefSeq, a predicted model, not a curated record